Molecule: messenger RNA, 699 nt
Organism: Orussus abietinus
Lineage: Eukaryota; Metazoa; Arthropoda; Insecta; Hymenoptera; Orussidae
Product: protein obstructor-E
Exons: 3
Coding region: 1-699 (232 amino acids)
Cellular component (GO): extracellular region
Molecular function (GO): chitin binding
Source: RefSeq, a predicted model, not a curated record
AUGGUACCGACGACGAGCAUCCUCCUCCUGGUCUUCGGAGUCCUGGUGAACCUGGUGGCGGCCCAGUUCCGGUGUCCAGAGUCCAAAGGAUUCUUCCCAGACCCGGAACAGUGCGAUCUCUACUACGCCUGCGUAGAUGGCCAACCGGAAGAGAGGCUCUGCAAGGACGGGCUCGUCUUCAGGGACGACAACCCGAAGAAGGAGUUCUGCGACAUCCCUGCUAAUGUUCCCUGCGGGGACCGCACGAUUCUCCAGGAACCUCAGCCUAGCAAGGGUUGUCCACGUUCAAAUGGAUACUUCAGAGACGAGGAUCCCACCGCUUGCGACAGAUUCGUGAAUUGCAUCGAUGGUAUCCCCCAAAGUAUGCCAUGUCCACCAGGACUCAUCUACGAGGACAAAAUGGCCGCCUGCGUUUGGCCUGCAGAUGCAUCUCGUACUUGCAACGACGUUAGACGCGACGUCCUCGACGACGGAUUUUCUUGCCCCGAAGGAGAUGUCGCAGGACCUCUCGGCAGGAUUCUUCCUCACCCAACCUAUCCUCAUCCCGAGGACUGUUCCAAAUUCUACAUUUGCAGAAAUGGAGUCAGGCCGCAAAAGGGCCAAUGCGAGGACGGGACCGUCUACAAUGAAGAUAGCUUCCGGUGCACCGAACCUGAUAACGUCCCAGGAUGCGAGGACUACUACAAGAAAAAGAACUGA